CACAAACUAAAGGUAGCAUAGUUGGGCAGACUUUUUUUCUUACAUGACUCGUUAUCGAGUGAAUAAUUUAUGUGUCAGCUUAUUGAGCCAACAUUUAAUACUCUUUCUGAGAGCCUGCAGAUGCUGUAUUUUAAUAAGAUGGACAGUCUUUGUUUUUCUAUUCUUCUUUGAUUGACCUUAAUCAAUUGGAUCAUGAAAGAUCGGCAUCUUCAGCACCACCAGCAGGAUCUUCCCUUUUUAAAUUUGUUCAGUGUUGACUUGAUUUGUAUAGAUACACAUUAUUUCCUCAUUUACACACUUUUAUUCAUAUCUUUUCUCAUACAUUUCGAUCAACCCUGCAACAGACCUCCUUCAAAUCCUGCAAGAGCUUCAGUUGCUGGCCGCACUAUCCACAGUUGCCGCCACCGAGCACGCAAACGCGGGCCCGCAUAGUAAACUUUUCGUCUGUUCUGUCGGCUACUGUCAAGCAGUAAAGCCGCACGUGCACGCGCCGUUUGUGUAUUUUUGUCUAGUAUAUUGAUUGAGGUUACAGAUUUACUGUCGUGCUUUUCAUAUUAUUUAGAUUUUAUUAUCGUAAAAAAAUGUCGAGCGACAACGCUUCAAUUUCGAUGGAAGUGGUGGACCAGGCAAUCGACGACCAGCCCAAAAGUGAAAACGUUGACAAAACAUCGAAUGAAGAGCAAUCCAAAAGUAACAAUGUCGCACUCGAAACCGACCAAAAAGACCUUUAUGCCUACCUCGAUCACGACUUCACAACGGAGAGAUUCAAACUCGAGGUCAGAGGCUUGCCGAAAUUUUACGGCUUUGGUGAGUUUAGGAAAUUUUUGAAUGAAAAACUGCAGCUGGAUGCGAGCAAAAUCAAGCCACCGAAAAGAGGUAGCGGAUGGGCCUACAUUUGUUUUCGCAGUGAAAAAAGUCGCGAUGACGCUAUAAAAGCUCUUCACGGGGUUGAAUGGAAGAAAGCCAAACUGUCGGCUCAGGUGGCAAAACCUGCUCCAGAUCCAUUCAUUAAAAGAAAAAUGGAAAGAAAGAAUGCCAAACCUACUCCAGAAGAUCCUACAGUCGAUAUGUCUCCUGAGACCAGGGUACGGCUCAGUACCACUCCACUGUAUGAUAUGCCUUAUGCGGAUCAGUUGAAAAGUAAGCAGAAAGAAAUAGGAAGUAUUGUGAAAACAAUGUGUCAGCAAAUUUUAAAUGUUAAUGAGGAUCUGAAAGGCUGGUUUGACAAACAACGAAAGCGACAUGAAGGUUUUCCAUGUGAAUUAGGUGAAAUUGUUCAUUCUAACACCACAGAUGGUUACAGAAAUAAAUGUGAAUUCACCAUAGGAAUGGAUGUCACUGGAACUAAAAAAAUGAUUGGGUUUAGGUUGGCUAGUUAUGCUUCUGGAUCAGUUGCUAUAGGGCCAAUUGAUGAAUUACGUCACAUCCCUCAAAAAAUGAAAACUGCCAUAAAAAUUUUAGAAAAAUUUAUCUGUGAUUCCGAUUUAGCAGUUUUUGACCCAACAACUCAUCAAGGAUAUUGGAAAUUAGUCACUGCUAGAACUACUAGACUUGAUCAUUUAAUGUUAAUUAUUGGAAUUAAUCCUCAGUCAAUGACUGAAGAAGAUUUAAAAAAUCUGCAAAAAAAAUUGAAAGAAUUUUUUGAGGAACCAUGCAAUGCUGAAGUUGGAGUCACAUCUUUGUACUUCCAAACUAUUGUAAAAAAGGAAGCUGGUGGAAAAGGAGGAGGUGAAAUAGUUCAUUUAAGUGGUAGUCGUUACAUAGAAGAACAGUUACUUGGAAUGACUUUCAGAAUAUCUCCUGAAGCUUUUUUCCAAGUCAAUACUUUGGCUGCUGAAGAAUUGUAUAAAACAGCUAUUGAAUUGGCUAAACCAUUAGAAAAUACAGCUUUGCUCGAUGUUUGUUGUGGAACAGGAACAAUAGGAUUAUCUUUUGCAAAACACUGUGAUGAAGUAUUUGGUAUAGAAAUGAUUCCAACUGCGAUACAUGAUGCUAAAGUCAAUGCCACUCAAAAUACCAUCAAUAACAGUGAAUUUUUUAUUGGUAAAGCAGAAGAUUUGCUAAUACCAGUGAUUAAUCGAACAACACAGCCAAACAUAGUUGCAAUAGUUGAUCCACCAAGAGCUGGAUUGCAUCAAAGAGCUUUGAUUGCACUCAGAAAAGCAAAAAAACUGAAUAAAUUAGUAUACAUAUCAUGUGACCCUAAGGCAGCUAUAAAAAAUUUAGUAGAUUUAGCCAGACCAAAUUCAAAACAAUAUCAUGGAGAUCCAUUAGUACCUGUAAAAGCUGUCCCUGUGGACAUGUUUCCGCAUACAAAACAUUGCGAACUAAUCAUUUAUCUUGAAAGGUUUUCUUUGAUUCAAAAGAGAGAACAAGAAAAAGUAGAGGUACAAGUGAAUAAUAUUGAAGAGGAAAAAGAGAAAGUAGAAGAAGAAAUAAUGGAUUUAGAAAAUCAAAAAUUAGUAGAAAAAUUAUGGGAAAAAGUAAGUAAUAUAGAAAAAGAAACAAACAAAUUGGAAGAAAAGGCAAAUAAUGUUGAAAACGAAGUAGAUACAUUUUUUAAAGAACAAAACAAAAUUGUUGAAAAAGCAAAAAUUAUAGAAGAAGGACAAGUAAUUGAUUUAGUAAAAGAAAGUGAAAAAUUUUCAGAAAAAACAAAAGAUAUGCGAAAUCAAGUAGAAAAAUACAAAGAAGAAUUAAACGUUCUUAGAAAAGAGGCGUUAGAGCUCAUGGAGCAGGUGAAGAAAAAACGAAGAAUAGAGUGAAUUUGAAUAGAAUCCAUUAUAAAAAUAUUUAAUUACUCAAAUAUUCGAGUAGUAUUAGGAAAUCAAAAAUGUACCGUUGUAAGUAAACAUUAGAUGAAAUCAUAUUUUUCAUUUUGUUUUUAUACC
This is a messenger RNA of Trichogramma pretiosum, 2891 nucleotides long. RefSeq names its product tRNA (uracil-5-)-methyltransferase homolog A. The record is from RefSeq and is a predicted model, not a curated record. Gene Ontology annotation, molecular function: RNA methyltransferase activity; nucleic acid binding. NCBI's taxonomy places the organism in Eukaryota, Metazoa, Arthropoda, Insecta, Hymenoptera, Trichogrammatidae. Gene Ontology annotation, biological process: RNA processing. The transcript is spliced from 8 exons. The coding region runs from base 582 to 2765 and encodes 727 amino acids.